Molecule: messenger RNA, 7656 nt
Organism: Brienomyrus brachyistius
Lineage: Eukaryota; Metazoa; Chordata; Actinopteri; Osteoglossiformes; Mormyridae
Gene: nhsl2
Product: NHS-like 2
Exons: 7
Coding region: 1573-4743 (1056 amino acids)
Biological process (GO): cell differentiation
Source: RefSeq, a predicted model, not a curated record
AGUGCGGCACUGCUGGUGUGUGAUAUGCUAUGUGGGUUCGCUGGUUCGGCCAGCAUCUGGUGGGACUGGUUGGGAUGGAUAAACUAGGAUUUGGGUAGACUUGGUGCAGCGGGAACCGGAGGGGCUAGAGAUUGGAUGGACUUGGUGGACAGGGGCGGGGAGAUUCUACUGCUAGUCACUGUGAGCCCAGCUGUGAGGACGGUGUUGCCGGAGUGAUGAGGAUGCUCACUGCUGAAAGGACAGCGGCCCACACGGGACACGCUUACACACGUGUAGCUGUACUUAUCUCCACACCAGUACAUGCACGCGGGCACGUUACCUCACACACGUGCAAAAUGCACACACUGGCGCCCACCCACACAUAUACACAUGCAUGCACACGCACACGCCUGCACGCCUGCACGCCUAUUCGGUGAGGUCCCAUACAUGUGGCCCGCUCAUUAUUUGCAGGCAUCGAUCACCGCUGCCGGUUCCCUUGACUACCGCGGCGUGUUAUACAUGUCGAAGGAAAUGCCACACGUCCGCGUCGCCGAUCGUCCAGCCGAUGACCUCUCCCUGCCCGGGGAGAACCGAGGCUGCAGCGGCGUGUGGUCGCCAUGGUGACAUGCCAGCAUUGAGGCGGGUUGGGAGGGGCAGGGUGCCGCCAUGGCCCCCUGCUUCUUGCGCCUGUGUGCGUUAAUCCCAGCAGGCUUCAGGGAGUAGGAGGUGCAGUCAGCGUGUGUUUAAAUCCCAUUUGAGUAUCUUGUUUGUGUUCUUAUGCUCUUUGGGUUUGGAUGUAUGUGUGGUGUCCUGGCAGAGGAUUUACAGUAACGUUUCAAAAAAUAUACUAUAUGUACAAAGAUACUCUGUUUUCUUCCCAUGUUCAUGUUGUAGAUCCCAGAAUUUUUGGGUCCAAUCCCAGGGUUUGUGGACCUGAUCUCAAGAUUUGUGGGUCCAAUCCCAGGGUUUUUGGGUCUGAUCUCAGGGUUUUUGGGUCCAAUCCCAGGGUUUGUGGGCCUGAUCUCAGAAUUUGCGGGUCUAAUCUCAGGAUUUCUGGGCCUCAUCGCAGCUGCAGGUCUCUCCUUGUUUCCUGGCAUGUUUCCAGUCAUGAAUAGCUUUCCAUGAGUUUGUUGGGUCAGAGACCGUUUCGGACUACAGCAGGAAGGUGCCUCACCCAAAGCCCAGCCAAAGGUCCCAGUGUGAAGAUGACCUGAACGACAGUGGGGUAUGGAAAGUAGGUCAUGAAACCCCCCACUGGUCCCCAGGCAGGAAAACACUUUGGCAGCCUUUGGGAAGGAAACAGUGGUGCUGAGAGUGGCUGGAGAGCUGGGAGGAAGCAUCCACAUGUUUGUCCUGGAGCUGGUGACAGACAGACCCCUCCUACCAGUGCCUGUCGCUCUGUCUCCCUCACUCUCUCCUCCUCUACCCAUAUGCCACCUUCUCCCUCAGUAUCUCCUUCUUAUCUCCUCCUUUCUUAAUCUCCUACAUCUAUAUUUUUCUUUAUUUCUCCAUCUCCAUCAUUCUGCUCUGUAUCUUCUUCCCCAGCUCCUUCCCACUUAGCGCCUCAUUUGCCUCUCCCUCAUAUUUGUGGACAUGAAGGGACUGGAUCAUUUCUGGGGUGAGAGAGCUAAACUGGGACUGUCUGGAGCAGAAGCAGCCACCACUAACUUGGACGCGGAGAGCAAGCGAGCGGCCCACUUCCGAUCGUCAUGGCAACAGCAUGUGAAUGUGUUCGGCUCGUGGAGUAGGCCGGAGUGCGUGCAGCAGCUGCGUCAGGAGGCAGAGCUCAAUCUCCAGAGCCUGCUCCAAGACUUUGAGGAGCACCUCUACGAGCCUAAAGUGACCGGCCAGACGUUCCGACACCCCUCCUCACUGAGCUCGGAGGACACCUCCCUGAGUGACCCCCCCGGGCUGAUUAGCCAGAAACCAGAGUUCAUCUUCCUACCGGCUUCCAGUGAGGUGUGUGAGGGGGGGGCCACGCCCAUAGGCUUUUGGGGUCAAGAGCACACCAUCGCUGCUGAGAAACCACCCUGGCCCCCUAGUGGUCAGACCCAAGAACAGCAGUGGCCAACGGACACCACAGGUGAUGAGGCACUUCUACAUGUUGACCUGAUUCAGGGAAUCUGCAGUUCUGAGUCUGACACUAGGUUGCUAACGUCAUCUCCCGAAACCCAGAGCCCCCAUCUGUUCCUGAGGAAGACCUACAGUGACCUGGAGCAGAACUUGCUGCACUCCCCUGGGAGCCCAUCAGGUGCAAUGGAGCACGCCGGCCUGAUGUGUGGCAGCCCAUCCUGGAACGGGCCCAAGGGCUCCACCUUCUCACCAUCUUGGAACAACUCCAUGGAUUAUAUGAUGGCUCAUGGUCCAGCUACGAAACCACCAACUAACCAACAGCAAGCUGACCUGCUGCUGGACCCCUCCCAGAGUGGGUCAGGCCUCUCCUACAGCUCAGGCUCACACUCCAGCUCCUUUACCUCCAACUCUGUGGAGCCAUCAGCCAGAGCUCUGGCUACUACCAGCAUUACAACAGGCAAACGGGCUGAGACUGAGGGUGCCGCAGCAAGUCCCAGGGAUCGGGAAAAGAGACCGAUACGGCCCGGGGCCCUCAGGUUCCGUGAACGGUCCCUGUCAACCCCAACGGACUCUGAGUCAUUCUGCUCGGCCGACAAUGUGUCUUGCAUGGAUACCCAACGCUUAGGAGUUGAGAGCUAUGCCUUGAUGUACCCUAGUGGGAGUUCUGAGGAUGGUGCAAGCGCUGACAAUGAGUCUCUGGCGGUGACUGAUUUCCACCCUGAUGGGAGACUGAGGAUAAGGUCCCGAAGCAUCUCCCUGAAGAAGUCGAAGAAGAAGCCCCCACCCCCGGUGCGCAGCGUGUCUCUGGUGAAGAACCUUAGGGGGGCAGGUGCUGAGGGCCCUCAAAGAGAGAGCAGGCCCAGAAGCCUCUACCUUCCCAGAGAGCACUUGCAUGACUCUUAUUUAUCAGACUAUGUGCUCGGGGGAGAUGGCAGAUCUCUGAAAGAGGAGCCUGACAUACCAUUGUCCAUCAGAGAGACGAUGGAGGGGAGUCAGGCACCAGACCAGGAAGUGGAGCUGUCUUUCCCUGACCAUUGGCAGUUGAAUGAAUGGCACUCCAGUGACCCCUACAGGUCACUGUCUGGUUCUAGCACAGCAACAGGCACCACAGUGAUAGAGUGCCUGAAAGCACGAGGAAGCUCAGAGUCCCUUGACUCCCCUGGUACCUCUCGUGCCACCUCACCCUCUCAGUUCUCUGUUGAAGCAGAGGCAAAAAUCUCCCCCUUCAAGCCCCAUGGGCUAAUGUCCCCCUCCAGUGGCUACUCAAGCCAGUCAGAGACCCCAACACCAACAAUUCCCAGUGCUCAAGUGACUGGACCAUCCCCAUUGGCUUGCAAGAUGCGGCCAAAGAUACCAGAGAGGAAAUCCUCGCUACCUGCCACAUCCCCCAUGGAGAGACCUGCCAGGUCACGCCUUUCCUUUGAGCUGCCUGUGGCAUCUGCCUCAGAAUUGCCCUCUAUCAAGCCCAAGCCCAAGGCUAGCCGACGACACUCUGAUACAUCUCCUACCAGCCAGUCAGGGCAGCCAGUGGUAACCCAGACUGAUCUGAGAAACGUGCGUCUUCGUUCUGUUGGCCGCUCGGAGAUUGAGGAUAAUCUGGACUGUCCUGUGGACAUCAUCGAGGAGGAAAUGAGGGAUGAUGACAGCCCCCCUGUCACACUCCGUGAAAAACCUAAACCCCCAGUAGCGGUGAAGCCCCCCCUUCCCAAACGACCCCUCAACCUGAUGUUGGAGUCUCCUUCCUCCUCUCUACAGGGUCCAGAGUCUCCACCAAUCUCGCCCAAAGAAUGGCGAAUGCCUGUAGGGAACAUCUACAUGGUGGUGAAAAAACCCAAAAAGAAACCUCUGCAGGCUGCACCCAUUGCCACUCAAGAGAUCCCUCAACAUCAGGAAGUGCUGGACAUUCAGCAAGGGGCCAGCCACAUUGAGCUUCCCUCCCCCUCCAGCCCAAAGAGGGAGCAUCAAACCAGGACAUUGACCAGCAGCGUCACUGUCUCCUGUUUGGCAGAGCUGGACAGAAAGCGGACCAAGGUACCCCCUCCGGUCCCAAAGAAACCCAGUGUCCUCCUGCUGCCCUCUGGAGUUGUCCACUCCAAUGGGGCAGAUGACAGUGGCCCCCCAUCCCCUGGUGGGGAGCCUGUGUCUGAAGAAGUUCCAGAUGUAGAGGAAAGCCAGGCCCAGACAAAACAAAGUGAACCUCAAGACAGUGAUGUCACAGCAUUUCGUACUGGGACACUGACAGGGAUCCCUGCAGAUGGGAGUUCUGAGGAGUGCGGCUCUCUUGCAGAGAUGGAAACCCUGCACAUCUCUGAGGAGCCGACAGAGGGCGUGUUUGGCCUCACACCAAUGCCCCAUUCGACAGAAGAUCUGUUCACUAUCAUCCACAGGUCCAAACGAAAAGUUCUGGGGCGCAGGGAACCGUCGGCUACCUUUGCCAGUCGGCCAAGCCUGGUGUCUCCAGUGCGGACUGACCCACGGUCCCAUACGCUGGGGGCCACACCCCGAUCCAGUUCACGGAACCAGAACUUCAUGGCUCUAUUGCAGAAGAAGAACAACAAACCUAGCACUGGCAGCAGAGUGUCGGCCAUGGAGCUUCUGAAGAGCACUAACCCGCUCGCCCGCCGGGUUACCGAAUUCAACCAGUCUGAGCUGGACCCAACCGAUGGCCCCAGAACACCCCAGGGACAGUGAACCCCUGGCCAGUUUGGAAAGAGGCAGGGAGUCCUGUUCUGACAUGUCGCAUUUAUAUGACUUUUAUUUGCAGAGAUCUCCAACCAGCGAGACGCCACUCUCAAUGUUCUGUGGAUUCCGAUUCGGAAAAAGUCACAAUUAUGUUUUAUUUGCUGUUCAAGUCACAGUCCAGUAGUCCCCUGGGCCACACUGGAAGAACAUUAGCGUAAUUGUUCUGGGAGUAAGAGUGUGGAGCAUAAAAAAAUCUAACUGGAAAAGUAACAUCAGUGGAACGGUUUUGUAAGGCAUGGAAUACUACAGCUGAUCUGGAAGAGCAACAUCAGGAACUUGGGUGGACACAGAUAUGAGUAAGAAAGUGAAAAGAGAUUCAUAUAUCUCUCUGGAGUGUGGUCUAGCUGGACCAAAAUGGAUAAUUGCCUCCUGAGAACAAAACAUAAGGUCUUCAAAUGAAAGCAAAAAGGUAAACAAUCCAAAACAUUCCACAAAGACUUGCAAGAAGGACAUGGUAGCCCUCAUGUUCUAGGGAAAAAAGCACUUUCAUUAACUUAAGACAUGAGUCUACAGCCAUUUUCCCCCCAAAUUUUGAACUUGUAUAUAGCUAUAUAUAAAUAUAUAAACUUAACUGCAGAGCUGUUUGAUGGUUUUAACAAGCGAAUGUAAAUGUACAAAUGCCUUGGGAUGAAGGACAUGGAAGACAGCCACCACACAUGACCUCUGAAGGUUGCCACAGAGCCCUACUCUGCCUGGAUACACAUGCUAUGCGCAGGACCCAGGAAUGGCCUGCAGGGGUUUGGCCGUGCUCUCUGGAGGUGGACUGGGGCUAGAUGGAGAGGAAGUCGGGUGAUCUUGGAAAGAUGCAAGGGAAGACACCUCCAGUGCAGACACAAGGCCGCUACCGUCCAGUGUCACUGUGCAAUCAGGUGUUUCUUCUCACUCAGGAAACGCUUUUGGCAUGUGUGAGCGUACACGCAUGCCAGUGGACACACAUACCCAUCAAACCACCUGGCAACAGCGAGGAUGACAUUUGUCCUCAGGGUGGCUAGAUGGCUUUGGCUGUUAUCCUCUGCAUGGUGUGUGGUGGCAGUACGGGACGCUGCAAAAGGAUACUCUGCCUGUGCCUGUAGUGUCAAGCUACAGCCUUGCCUGAGGUUCAGCGAAUCUUCUUGCUAUCUCUACAGUCAAGGUUAGAGAAAGUCACAAAAAGGAAGAUGCAUGCCUCAGAGCAAGGGUUUUCCAACCAGAUGUCCACUGCCCUCUGGUGGUCGGUGAAGCAGUUGAUGGUGGUCCACAGGGAUGUUGACAAAAUGCUGGUACUGUCAUCCAGUUUAGAUGAUGGAUGCGGUGUUUGUUGCUUAUGUGAUCAUGCAUUAGUUGGAGAAAGGUUGAUACGCUCUGCACUCCAGCAUUCACGGUAGACGGUUGGUUCCCUUGAGCCGGGUUACUGAACACGGCCUGAGUGACUGAGUCGGGGUUGUUUAAGGUGGGGCAGGGUGAGGUAGGGCAAAUGCAGGGGAACAAUAAAUGCAGAGAUUCCAGCGGCAGAAGAAACACAAAGCAACUGAGCAAACGAAGGAGCGUUUGGAGAACUAAAGAUGUCGCCCAAAAGCAUCACGGUGAAAUGAACUGGGACAGUUCUCUCAGUAGGCCGGGAUAUGGGUGCAGCAUUCCGGGGAAGCUCUGCUACCGAUCCGAAGUGUGUUUAUAGGCAUGCCGAGACAGCCGACAUCACUGGCCACGGCCGGACAUUCUGUCUGUGGUGCUGGGACCCUGUGCACAUUGGUUUUCUGCUGUUCUUUCCAUAUAUCGAUAUUUCAGGUAAUCCAACGACUUAUAGAUACAAAAAAAAACAAAGUAAAUGUGUGACGCUUGUUUUAAAUAUUUAGUGAAUGAAACAGAAAAAAGAAAAGCCAGUGUUUGUUUGCCUUGUUCUCUGGCGUUCUGCCUCUAUGUUUUUUAAACACCUAGGUAUUGCACUUCCAUUAGGAGUAUCAUCGUUAUGAUAACCACUGUUAUAGUUGUUAUAACCCAUGUGUUUCCUGUACUGCCCUUUUGCCAGUAAAGGCCUCUGCAACUAGUUAACUCAAAGGGUCUCCCUAUUAAUCCUCCCGUGCCAUUGGCUACAUUGACCAAUGUACCCCACUCUCCUGAAAUCUGGGCGUGGGAUUUUAACUCCGAAGGGUUGUCCUUCAGGGUAAAACAAACCCAGACACCCUGUCUCACAUGCUCAAGUGUGUUAAUGGCUGUGCUGGACCACAUAAGUAACAGGUUCUCGAUGGCUUGGAAGGUGGGGCCAGCUGUAAGUCAUGUUCCAUUGGGGUGAAAUUCUCUUCCUCUCCCCCUACUCUCUCCUGGGGCUGCUCAUGGUGGGGGGGGCAACUUUUAAAGCUUUUCCUUACUCUCAGAGGGGAGGUCGAAGAGGGAGAAAAUGGAGACGGUGAGAGGAUGCAAAAUAACAUUGACUGCUAACCAUAGAGUAGAUGACGACGUUCUAGGUUGCUAUAGCUAACAGUGAAGAAAAAACCAGAACAGAGAAGAGCGUGGUGGCAAUAUGAAGUGUUAUUCUGUAUGAAACAGAAAUGAAACUGCAGCUGAACUGAUUUAGUAGAUAGGUAGUAAUCUAACAACUGGUUUAUUACUUUGGCUCGGGGAGUGCACUUCGCCUGACAGAUUGCCAGAAUCGAAAAGCUUUAAAAACACUCCCUCGUGGGACGAGGCAGCAGUCCAUGCGGGUUUAUAAACGAAAACUGGGAAUUAUAUUUUUGUUAUUUUACAUUGUAUGGACAUAUUUAAAGUAUUCAGAGUAUUAACCACAGUCUCCAGCAUUAUGAAAUGUAGCUGUGAGUCUGGUAAACAGUUAAGUCUCGCCAAUGUGAUGAAAUUAUAUCAUUUAAAUAAAUUAUUUUUCUUGCUUAA